Naegleria lovaniensis is the source of this 681-nucleotide messenger RNA. RefSeq lists its product as uncharacterized. Lineage: Eukaryota; Heterolobosea; Eutetramitea; Acrasida; Naegleriidae. The record is from RefSeq and is a predicted model, not a curated record. Gene Ontology annotation, cellular component: nucleus. Bases 1 to 681 code for a protein of 226 amino acids. Gene Ontology annotation, molecular function: protein binding; transcription cis-regulatory region binding. Gene Ontology annotation, biological process: positive regulation of transcription by RNA polymerase II. The transcript has 2 exons.
AUGACUUCUUUUAAAGAAAAGGUUUGCGACGCUUUAAAAAACAAGAAUCAAGAUCUUUUAAUUGAGUUGCUUCAAUCGGCCUCCAGUAAUAAUUUUGAUUUGAAACAAGAAAUUUAUCCAGAUACACUCCGAUUAAUUCCUCAUGAAGCUGCUGGAUUUGGAUUACUUCGAGUUGUUAAAUUUAUUAUUUCCGAUAUGAAAUUUCCUGUUAAUUUCCAACAACCAACCACAUUGUUGACUCUGUUACACAUGGCUUGUCGGGAAGGACACCUUUCUGUUGUAAAUUAUUUGAUUGAUUGUGGAGCUGAUGUAAAUAUUACGGAUCGAGAAAAGUAUACUGCUCUUCAUUAUGCCGUUGGAGGAAAUUAUACUGAAAUUGCUUCAAGUCUUGUUAGUGUCACUGGGAUCAAGGUGAAUGAAAAGGAUUUUUUGUUUAGAACUCCACUUAUGAGAGCUGUUGAAGCAUGCAAUUUCGAUAUUAUUAAAGCAUUGGUGGAAAAAGCACAUGCCAGUGUCAAUAUUGUGAACGAUUCAAAUGGAUGGACAGCUUUGCACUAUGCUUCAUACGCUGGUUUUCAAGAAAUUUGUAAAUAUUUAUUGAAACACGGAGCUGAUAGCACCAUCAAGGAUAAAGAUAAGAGAUCGGCAUUAUAUUAUGGAUAUGGUCAAUUUGAUGACUAA